Molecule: messenger RNA, 1338 nt
Organism: Penicillium waksmanii
Lineage: Eukaryota; Fungi; Ascomycota; Eurotiomycetes; Eurotiales; Aspergillaceae
Product: methionine aminopeptidase 2
Exons: 6
Coding region: 1-1338 (445 amino acids)
Biological process (GO): proteolysis
Molecular function (GO): metalloaminopeptidase activity
Source: RefSeq, a predicted model, not a curated record
AUGGCAGCUCAGGCGACAGACAAGCUCCAAGGUCUGGACCUGAAUGGUCAAAACGGUGCCAAGGCCGAGACCCCCGCGGCUAGCCAGGCCACCCCGGCCGAGGCGGAGGACGAUUCUGAUGACGACCAAGAGGAAGGCGAGGGUGCCGCAGAUGCUGGCGCUUCUGGAGCCGCGAAAAAGAAGAAGAAGCGCAAGUCCAAGAAGAAGAAGAAGGGUGGCGCCAAGGUUCAGAGCGAGCCUCCUCGCGUCCCCGUCUCAAAUCUCUUCCCCAAUAACCAAUACCCCGAGGGUGAGAUCUGCGAGUACCUGAACGACAAUGCCUACCGUACCACCAACGAAGAGAAGCGCUACCUCGACCGCAUGAACAACGACUUCCUGAACGAGUACCGUCAAGGUGCCGAAAUUCACCGUCAAGUCCGUCAAUAUGCGCAGAAGAACAUCCGACCUGGUCAGACCCUCACCGAGAUCGCGGAAGGAAUUGAAGACUCUGUGCGUGCUUUGACUGGCCACCAAGGCCUGGAAGAAGGCGACAACCUCAAGGGUGGCAUGGGUUUCCCUUGCGGUCUCAGCAUCAAUCACUGCGCCGCUCACUACACCCCCAACGCCGGUAACAAGAUGGUUCUGAAUGAGGGAGAUGUGAUGAAGGUCGAUUUCGGUGCUCAGCUCAACGGUCGCAUUGUGGACAGUGCCUUUACCAUGACAUUUGACCCGGUCUACGACCCGCUUCUGGCAGCUGUCAAGGACGCCACCAACACUGGUAUUCGGGAAGCUGGAAUCGAUGUCCGCAUGAGCGAUAUAGGUGCUGCCAUUCAAGAGGCCAUGGAGAGCUACGAAGUUGAGCUCAACGGUCAAAUGCACCCCGUUAAGUGUAUUCGCAAUCUCAACGGUCAUAACAUUGAGCAGCACGUCAUCCACGGUGGCAAGAGUGUGCCCAUUGUCAAGAGCAGCAACGACCAGACCAAGAUGGAGGAGGGUGAAACCUUCGCCAUUGAGACUUUCGGUAGUACCGGAAAGGGUUACGUCCGGGAGGAUAUGGAGUGCUCCCACUACGCGCUUACUCCUGACGCACCCAACGUCCCUCUACGUCUCUCGUCCGCUAAGAAUUUGUUGAGUGUCAUUAACAAGAACUUCGGUACUUUGCCUUGGUGCCGUCGUUAUCUUGACCGUCUUGGUCAGGAUAAGUAUCUCCUUGGGUUGAACAACCUGGUGCAGGCUGGAAUUGUCCAGGACUACCCGCCCCUUUGUGACGUUAAGGGCUCAUACACCGCUCAAUUUGAACAUACUAUCCUACUCCGUCCCAAUGUGAAGGAGGUCAUUAGCCGCGGUGACGACUACUAA